Messenger RNA from Vicia villosa (hairy vetch), 663 nucleotides. RefSeq names its product large ribosomal subunit protein eL22z-like. Gene Ontology annotation, molecular function: structural constituent of ribosome; RNA binding. The transcript is spliced from 3 exons. Gene Ontology annotation, biological process: cytoplasmic translation. The coding region runs from base 147 to 521 and encodes 124 amino acids. Gene Ontology annotation, cellular component: ribosome. Lineage: Eukaryota; Viridiplantae; Streptophyta; Magnoliopsida; Fabales; Fabaceae. The record is from RefSeq and is a predicted model, not a curated record.
AUAGAAAUACUAAGUGAGCCCAAUAUAUGACCCGAUAUCAAACCCACCAAUAUACAUAACAAAUACAAACCCUAAAUAUCUAUCUAAGCUGCUCUCAUCUCCGUUCGCAGUCAUCGCCGCCGGUUGAACGAGAUUUACAAGUAAAAAUGAGUCGGACUAGUGCAGCUGGUGCCAAGGGAAAGAAGAAGGGCGCAACCUUCACCAUUGACUGUGCUAAGCCAGUUGAAGACAAGAUCAUGGACAUUGCUUCCCUUGAGAAGUUUCUUCAAGAGAGGAUCAAGGUCGGUGGCAAAGCCGGCGCUCUUGGUGAUUCUGUCACUGUUACCAGGGAGAAAUCCAAGAUUACUGUUACCUCUGACAGCAACUUUUCGAAGAGGUAUUUGAAGUACCUGACAAAAAAGUACUUGAAGAAGCACAAUGUUCGUGAUUGGCUCAGAGUGAUUGCCUCAAACAAAGAUAGAAACAUCUAUGAGUUGAGGUACUUCAACAUUGCCGAGAACGAGGGAGAAGAGGAAGAUUAAUUGUAUGAUCAACUUAUUUCCUAGAGCUAGUGUUUCUUUUGGCAUGUAUAAGUAUUGCUUGAGUUAUGAUCCAUCUUUGUUGCAGUUUAACAGUUUUAAUUGUGUUGCCAUUUAUGAAAUUCAGAAUACAGUUUUCAUUUUA